UGCAUCUAUAUUAAUGCUUGUGCUUCCUCAUAUAAUUUUCCUAGUAGAUUGAAAAAUAAAACUCCUUUUCUUUUGCUUGAGAUGAAUAGGUCUUUAUUUCUUGUGGUGCUAAGUCUGAUAAUUCUUUUGAAUGUCGCACGAUCUGGUGCUAAGAGCAAGGUUCAUAUAGUGUAUUUGGGUGAGAAGCAGCAUGAUGAUCCCAAGCAUGUCACAGAAUAUCAUCACCAGAUGUUGUCGUCACUUCUUGGAAGUAAAGAGGAUGCACAUGACUCAAUGGUGUAUAGUUACCGACAUGGUUUUUCAGGAUUUGCCGCAAGGCUCACCAAGUCCCAAGCCAAGAAACUGGCUGAUUCACCAGAAGUUGUUCAUGUCAUGCCUGAUGGGUACUAUGAACUCGCAACAACUAGGACUUGGGACUAUUUAGGCCUAUCUGCUGCACAUCCGAAGAAUCUCCUAAAUGAUACUAACAUGGGUGACCAUGUUAUCAUUGGCGUUAUUGACACAGGAGUGUGGCCAGAGUCUGAAUCAUUUAGUGACAAUGGGGUUGGACCAAUACCAAACCGAUGGAAAGGAGGGUGUGAACCAGGAGAAGAUUUCAAGUCAACUAAUUGCAACAGAAAGCUUAUAGGAGCCAAGUACUAUAUCAAUGGGUUUCUUGCUGAAAACGAUGGAUUCAAUUCCACAAAAUCACCUGACUACAUUUCUGCUAGAGACUUUAACGGCCAUGGCACGCACGUCGCCUCUAUUGCAGGUGGUUCAUAUAUUCCAGACGUAAGCUACAAGGGGUUCGCUGGAGGAACCUUGAGAGGUGGUGCACCUCGUGCUCGCAUAGCAAUGUACAAGGCUUGUUGGUAUCUUGAAGAGCUGGACGGAGUGACUUGUUCAUUUUCUGAUAUCAUGAAAGCGAUGGACGAUGCUAUUCAUGAUUGCGUUGAUGUUUUGUCACUCUCUCUAGGUAGUCGGGUUCCUCUGUUUUCCGAAACGGAUAUGCGUGAUGGGAUUGCUACUGGAGCAUUCCAUGCAGUUGCAAAGGGUAUUACUGUUGUUUGUGCUGGUGGUAACGCUGGCCCAUCAGCUCAGACCGUGGUGAACACGGCUCCUUGGAUAUUAACAGUGGCUGCAACCACUCUGGACCGGUCAUUUGCCACACCUAUUACACUUGGGAACAAUAAAGUCAUAUUGGGUCAAGCAAUGUACACAGGUCCGGAACUUGGCUUUACUAGUUUGGUUUACCCAGAGGAUCCAGGGAACAGUAAUGAUACAUUUAGUGGUGAGUGUGAGUCCCUUAAUCUCAACUCCAACCGUACAAUGGCUGGGAAAAUUGUGCUGUGUUUUACAACAACAAGAGGUUACACUACUGUAUCAAGAGCUGCAUCUUUUGUGAAAAGAGCUGGCGGUCUUGGCCUGAUCAUCGCAAGAAACCCGGGGUACACUCUCAAUCCAUGUAAAGAUGAUUUCCCAUGUGUGGCCGUUGACUACGAACUUGGGACAGAUAUACUUUUCUACAUACGUUCCAAUGGAUCACCUGUUGUGAAGAUACAACCUUCUAGAACAAUGGUAGGACAACCUGUAGGGUCAAAGGUGGCAACUUUCUCAUCAAGAGGACCUAACUCCAUUUCUCCCGCGAUUCUAAAACCUGACAUAGCAGCACCAGGAGUGAGCAUAUUAGCUGCUACAUCUCCCAAUGCCACCUUCAAUGCUGGAGGAUUUGUUAUGCUUUCAGGAACAUCGAUGGCGACUCCCGCAAUUUCAGGAGUUCUUGCACUUCUCAAAUCUUUGCAUCCUGAUUGGUCCCCUGCUGCUUUUAGAUCAGCUAUUGUCACUACAGCUUGGAGAACAGAUCCGUUUGGAGAGCAGUUACCAGCAGAAGGGUCAUCUCGCAAAGUAGCUGACCCGUUUGAUUACGGUGGAGGCCUCGUGAACCCAGAGAAAGCUGCAGAACCAGGCCUCAUAUACGACAUGGGCCCAAAAGACUACAUUCUCUACUUGUGCUCCGUCGGUUACAACGACUCAUCUAUCUCUCAACUUGUCGGUAAAGGAACUGUCUGUACAGACCCAAAACCUUCUGUUCUUGAUAUGAACUUGCCUUCAAUCACCAUUCCAAAUCUAAAAGAUGAAGUCAUUCUCACAAGAACCGUUACUAACGUUGGACCAGUUCAUUCAGUCUACAAAGUCGUGGUCGAGCCUCCGCUUGGGGUUCGAGUGGUUGUGACGCCGAAGAAACUAGUGUUUAACUCCAAAACCAAAAGUGUUUCCUUCACGGUACGAGUCUCGACCACACACAAAAUCAACACUGGGUACUACUUUGGAAGCUUGAUUUGGAGUGACUCUGUGCGUAAGGUGACUAUUCCUGUGUCUGUGAGAACGCAGAUUCUGCAGAACUACUACGAUGAGAACUGAUGACUUAUGGAUCUUUAUGUGUUUGCGAGAAUAAAGCGUCAAUAAUCAAAGCUAAUAUGGGGACAUUACAUAGGCCUCUUAUUGUUCCGACCAUUUUAUCACAAUCCUGAUUCUACGUAAAUUUGGAUUUGUUAUUCUGCAUGCAGAACCCAGAUCUCUAAAAUAGAAUUAAAAUACUUGAUACUACUUCUUAAAAACAAAAACGAUUUGUGCGAGCCACUGUUUCUUUAUUUGUAGUUGU
This is a messenger RNA of Brassica oleracea var. oleracea, 2641 nucleotides long. Its product is annotated as subtilisin-like protease SBT3.5. The transcript is spliced from 10 exons. The record is from RefSeq and is a predicted model, not a curated record. NCBI's taxonomy places the organism in Eukaryota, Viridiplantae, Streptophyta, Magnoliopsida, Brassicales, Brassicaceae. The coding region runs from base 82 to 2400 and encodes 772 amino acids. Gene Ontology annotation, biological process: proteolysis. Gene Ontology annotation, molecular function: serine-type endopeptidase activity.